This is a messenger RNA of Neltuma alba, 2420 nucleotides long. RefSeq names its product zinc finger CCCH domain-containing protein 18. Bases 146 to 1774 code for a protein of 542 amino acids. The record is from RefSeq and is a predicted model, not a curated record. The transcript has 9 exons. Gene Ontology annotation, molecular function: metal ion binding; RNA binding. NCBI's taxonomy places the organism in Eukaryota, Viridiplantae, Streptophyta, Magnoliopsida, Fabales, Fabaceae.
UUUUUUCCCUGUUAUAAUCAUUUCUCUCUCAAACUUUAAAGUUUUGGGUUGAACAGAUUUUAAAGAUGGCUGCUUGAAGCACUUGGUGAAACACACUGUGCCUCCUUCUGUUUUAUGGGAUAUAUUUGCAGUGAUUAGGUACAUAAUGGAUAUUUCAGACUACACAAGAAUUGUUUUGGAUAAGAUUCAGAAAUUUGAACCAGAAAAUGCCACAAAGAUCAUUGGCUAUCUCCUUUUACAUGACCUUGGAGAGCAGGAAUUGGCUAAAUUAGCUUCAUGCCCUGACCAUAUGAUACGCGAAAUCGCGUUUAAGGCCAAAACCGAGGUACAAAAUUUGGCUGCUAAAUCUGUCAUACUUUCAAGCUCACCUCCUAUUAACCCUCAACCAAGCCACUUACCCAUAAUCUCCCCAAGAACGACUACUCCAUCAAGCUUUCAGGCUCAUACCCCUAACUUUUGGGAGGCACAGGCGGCUAACAGUGUUAACCCAGAGUUUAUGUCAAUGGGUUACAUAGAUUCAAUUCCAGAACUUCAGAAGCAGAGCCAGCUUUUGUGUGCAGAGAAUCAUAUAGAUCCUUCUAAUGCUGGGGCUGUAGGGAUUGGCAAUGAUUACUUUAGCUUAGAUGCUUCAAAUUUGAAUUUCAAUGGAAAAUCUGGUAGGAGGUUUGGUGUGUCUGAAUUUCCCGUCAAGACAUGUCACUAUUUCAACAAAGGAUACUGUAAGCAUGGAAGUAGUUGUAGAUACUAUCAUGGACAAGUUGCAGCUGAGAACUUCCCUCAGAUAAAUGGGAAUGGUGAUGAUCAAGGAGGAUUGUCGGGCUCGCUUGCGCAGUUAGAGGCAGAACUUAUUGAGCUUCUAAGGCCAAGGAGAGGCAAUCCUAUUUCCAUUGCUUCCCUUCCAAUGGCAUAUUAUGAGAAAUACAAAAAGGUGCUUCAGGCAGAAGGUUAUCUAACUGAGAGCCAGAGACAUGGUAAAUCGGGAUAUAGUUUAACAAAGCUUCUUGCACGGUUGAAAAAUAGUAUACGACUAAUAGACAGACCUCACGGGCAGCAUGCUGUGGUUCUGGUGGAAGAUAGGUACUUGGAAAGAGGAGAUCCCAGUCAAAAUAUAAGCGCAUCAAGACAAAUAUAUUUGACAUUUCCAGCAGAUAGCACUUUCACAGAACAGGAUGUCUCAGACUACUUCAAUUCCUUUGGGCGGGUUGAAGAUGUCAGGAUUCCAUCCCAACAGAGAAGGAUGUUUGGUUUCGUGACAUUUGUUGAUCCAGAAACUGUUAAAAUGAUAUUGGAAAAAGGAAAUCCUCACUAUGUACGUGGCUCACGUGUGCUUGUGAAACCUUACCGGGAGAAGUCAAAGCUUAUAGACAGGAAAUAUUCAGAGAGAGUUGAGCCUCCGGUUGUUUGUUCACCACAUUAUGUAGACAUGGACUUUGAAGCUACCCCAAUGCCAAGCUAUGGGAACCCUAGAUUUCUGAGGAGACAGCUCAUGGAUGAGCAAGAACAGGUCCUUGAAUUUCAGAGACAUCUUGCUGAGCUGCAGCUGACCCAAAAACCUCUGUCAAGCUCCCCUCAUUUCGGAUGCUCCUUGGACCAGUUAAAUGUUUCAGAAGAUCAUUUCAAUUUUCAUCCUGCAGAAUCUCUCAAUUAUGCUCUAAAUGACAAGCCCGGGCAUACAGACACCAGUUGUGCCGAUGAAGACAGAGGUCAAGGAAUCGAUCUCCCAGAGAGCCCAUUUUCAUUUCCAGUAGAUAGUGGAAUUUCAACAGUCAUAUAGAUUCCGAAGGAAAAGGACUUUGGAGAGACACAGAGUUAAAAUUGCACCAGCCAAAAAAAAAAAAAAAAAGAGAAACAUCUUUAGUUUUGCUUUCUUUCCCCCCCAGUUUUCUGAAGCACAGGCCAUAUCAUCAGUUUCCUUUGUCGAGUAGCUCGUCGACUAAGCCUCUGUUCAGCUCCAACAGAUACAUACUAGCGAAAGAAGAAGAAGAACAAGAAACAAGGAAGAAUUUCCUCUUUAGUUCCUGACAAUGGGUGUCUGACAAAUAGAAAUAUGAUAUGAUAUAUGUAAGAAUGUUAUAGUUUUUUGGGUAAUAUAUCACGAGUUCUACUUGUCAAAAGGCUGAGUUAACAAGACUGUUCUAGAUUGUCACUUCAGAGUGAAAGGCUCAAUCUUUUGAAAUGUAGUGUUCUAUAGAUGAGUUACCCUAAUGUUUUUUAGUUACAGGAAGAAGGCAAAGGGUUUGGUUUUUAGCUAGGAAGAUCCUUAUGCAGUCAUUUAGUAUAUGAAAGAAACUACAUCGUAGUUUUCUUGUUGAAGUAUCUUGGAAUUUGUGGAUCUGGACAGAGAUGAACCAUUUGAAUUACUUACUGAUAAAAGUUUUAAUAAUAAUAGCUUACACUACUUCUAUCUGAAGUGUUUGUCA